Cladocopium goreaui is the source of this 990-nucleotide messenger RNA. Lineage: Eukaryota; Dinophyceae; Suessiales; Symbiodiniaceae. The record is from the annotation of a GenBank genome assembly.
AUGGCAAAAAGCAUUCUGAACGGUGAACCGGACCCAGAUGAACAUUACGAAAACGAUGAAGACAGGUGGGCUCAGCGGAUGGCAGCACGCGCAUGGGCAAUCUUGUCUUUGGUGGUGGGGGCUCUUCUCAUCAUUGUGGCGAUGUUCGGAACAAAGUCCGAGGCUAUUUACCUGAUGGACAAGGUGGUGCGGCUCGAUACUGCCGGCCCUUUCGGCAGCGAGAUGGAUGGGGCUUCACAUGUGCUAACCACCAUGUCAUUAGUACAGCUGCUUCUCUUCGUGGGGUUGCUGGUAGUGGUGACGAGCUUGCUUGGCAUCACUGCUACCCAAGGACGGCACAAGUGCAUGGCCGCAAUUUACGCAUUCGCUUCUGCCUCCUGCGCGGGAGUCAUGUUGAUGAUGUCCAUGCAAAUCUUGCAGAGAAUCCAAGUGACCCAGCCGAUGAUGGGACGCCAAGUUCAGCACUUGUGCGAUGCCACGACAUACAUCCAGUUGGGAUCAGCCCUGCAUUGCCAUUGGGCGUCAAAGUAUGGAGAGGUGCCACCAUGCGGUGCUUCCUGCAGUUGGAAGGUGGCAAUAUUAGAAAAGGGGUGCUGGCUAAUGCCAGAGCUUUGCGAAAGCUUUUCUUACGAUGUUCGUCCUGUGGAGAAUUGCACAAGUACAGUGGGUUUGGCUGCCGGGUCUCAGCCCUUGGUGUCAUCUUUGUCUUCAGGGGCUUGCAGGAAAGCUUGUGAUGCAGAUAUCAAGUGCAAGGACUUCGCACACAGUAGUGCCACAACGGCUCGACCAGAGGUGUGCCUUCUCUUCUCUGGGACAGUGCAACUGCACAAGGCGCCAGAAUGGGCAUUGGUUCAGCCAUCUCAGGUGCCAUCUUAUUUGCAGGGUGAGACAAGCUGCUGGCAGCGUGCCGAUCCUAUGGUGCUGACAAGGUUUGGAAGACGGAACUUGCUUUUGGCCAUCAGCACCAUUGUUUUGGCGCUGGUUUUAGCA